GCGAAACAUGAGAGGCUGUGUGAGAAGCUGCAGCCGCCGGCAGAGGAGACCUCAGCAUCAUCUAGAGCCCAGCGCUGGCCCUGCCUCCGCCUGCCCCGCCGCCGCCGCCGCCGCCGUUUCUGUUCCUGCUACUGUCUCACCUAAACAACUCCCGUUACAUGGACAAGUGAAGCUCUGUGGCCGUCUUCUCCUCCUCUUCUUCCUCCUCCUCUUCCAACUCCUUCUCCUCCUCCCACUUGCCAGCCGCAGCAGAAAGCCCCUAACCCACUUGACACUGGCACAACUGCAGACGGUGUCAUCCACACAACUUUAUCUCGCUCCUCCGGCUCCCCUAAGGCGUUGGACCCAUCGCCUCGUCUUUUAUUUUUUGCAAAGUUGCAUCGCUCUACAUAUUUUCGCCCCCGCCACCUCCCUCUGCCUCUCGAGCGUCCUGCCGCCCCGCAGCCUGCUCCUGGAGCUGCGCCCUAGUGCCCCUGCUGGGCAGUGGCGUUCCCCCCCCAUCCUCCCGCGCCCAGCCCCUGCCGCUCGGGGCAGACGAUGCUGAAGAUGCUCUCCUUUAAGCUGCUGCUGCUGGCUGUGGCUCUGGGCUUCUUUGAAGGAGAUGCUAAGUUUGGGGAAAGAAGCGAGGGGAGCGGAGCGAGGAGGAGAAGGUGCCUGAAUGGGAACCCCCCGAAGCGCCUGAAAAGGAGAGAUAGGCGGAUGAUGUCCCAGCUCGAGCUGCUGAGUGGGGGAGAGAUGCUGUGCGCUGGCUUCUACCCUCGGCUGUCCUGCUGCUUGCGGAGUGACAGCCCGGGGCUAGGGCGCCUGGAUAACAAGAUAUUUUCUGUCACCAACAACACAGAAUGCGGGAAGUUACUGGAAGAAAUCAAGUGUGCGCUGUGCUCUCCACACUCGCAGAGCCUGUUCCACUCACCUGAGAGAGAAGCCUUGGAAAGAGAUCUAGAACUUCCCUUGCUCUGCAAAGACUAUUGCAAAGAAUUCUUUUAUACUUGCCGUGGCCACAUUCCAGGGUUCCUUCAAACUGCUGCUGAUGAGUUUUGCUUUUACUAUGCAAGGAAAGAUGGUGGGUUGUGCUUUCCGGAUUUUCCAAGAAAACAGAUCAGAGGACCAGCAUCUAACUACUUGGACCAGAUGGAAGAAUAUGACAAAGUGGAAGAGAUCAGCAGAAAGCACAAACACAACUGCUUCUGUAUUCAGGAGGUUGUGAGUGGGCUGCGCCAGCCUGUCAGCGCCCUGCAUAGUGGGGAUGGCUCGCACCGUCUCUUCAUUCUGGAAAAAGAAGGUUACGUGAAGAUACUUACCCCUGAAGGAGAAAUUUUCAAGGAGCCUUAUUUGGACAUUCACAAACUUGUUCAAAGUGGAAUAAAGGGAGGAGAUGAAAGAGGACUGCUAAGCCUUGCAUUCCAUCCCAAUUACAAGAAAAAUGGAAAGCUCUAUGUGUCUUAUACCACCAACCAAGAGCGGUGGGCUAUCGGGCCUCAUGACCACAUUCUUCGAGUUGUGGAAUACACAGUAUCCAGAAAAAAUCCCCAUCAAGUGGAUCCGAGAACAGCCAGAGUCUUUCUUGAAGUUGCAGAGCUCCACAGAAAGCAUCUGGGGGGACAACUGCUCUUUGGCCCUGAUGGUUUUUUGUACAUCAUUCUCGGUGAUGGGAUGAUCACACUGGAUGAUAUGGAAGAAAUGGAUGGGCUAAGUGAUUUCACAGGUUCGGUGCUCCGGCUGGAUGUGGACACAGAUAUGUGCAGUGUGCCUUAUUCCAUACCGAGGAGCAACCCGCACUUCAACAGCACCAACCAGCCCCCUGAAGUGUUUGCCCAUGGCCUCCACGAUCCAGGCAGAUGUGCUGUGGAUCGACACCCCACUGAUAUAAACAUCAAUUUAACAAUACUUUGUUCAGACUCCAAUGGAAAGAACAGAUCAUCAGCCAGAAUCCUACAAAUAAUAAAGGGGAAGGAUUAUGAAAGUGAGCCAUCACUUUUAGAAUUCAAGCCAUUCAGUAAUGGUCCUUUGGUUGGCGGAUUUGUUUACCGAGGCUGCCAGUCUGAAAGACUGUAUGGAAGCUACGUAUUUGGCGACCGUAAUGGGAAUUUCUUAACUCUCCAGCAAAGUCCUGUGAGCAAGCAAUGGCAAGAAAAACCACUCUGUCUUGGCAAUAGUGGUUCCUGUAGAGGUUACUUUUCAGGUCACAUAUUGGGAUUUGGAGAAGACGAAUUAGGUGAAGUUUACAUUCUAUCAAGUAGUAAAAGUAUGACCCAGGCUCACAAUGGAAAACUCUACAAAAUUGUAGAUCCCAAAAGACCUCUAAUGCCCGAGGAAUGCAGAGCCACGGUACAACCUGCCCAGACCCUGACUUCGGAGUGCUCCCGGCUCUGUCGGAAUGGCUACUGUACCCCCACGGGAAGGUGCUGCUGCAGCCCAGGAUGGGAAGGGGACUUCUGCAGAAUCGCAAAAUGUGAGCCAGCGUGUCGUCACGGAGGUGUCUGUGUUAGACCGAACAAGUGCCUCUGUAAAAAAGGAUAUCUUGGUCCUCAAUGUGAACAAGUGGACAGAAACAUCCGCAGAGUGACCAGGGCAGACAUCACCUAGAUGAAACACCUUUACCCUGUCCUGUAAAAUACUAAAGUUACAUUUUUCACCAACUUAAUUGGAAAGAAUGGGAGUGAGAAACAGUCUUUAAUGUGCUGUGGAUCUAAUCUAGCAAUGUAUCCUUGUGCCAACAUGUAAUCAUUAACGACGGAUGAAAAAGCAAGAAAACAGCCAAUCCUUAUAAAAUUCCAGCAUUAAACAUUUGUAAAGUGCUUUUCACCAUAGCAAGAUGGUCAGAGUAUAUGUAAUUAGAAUGUUGCAGAUUUCACAUUGAAUCGAACCUCACUGGAGAAGAGCUCACUGGUUUUAACAAAUCUUGGUUAUGUAAGCUGUCACUUGUACAAAUUUUUAAUAUAAUAAUUCUUGCCAAAUAUGACUUUUAAUGUAUAUGUUCUUUCAGAACUCAAUGAAAAUCCUCUUUGGUUAAUGUAUGAAUAAAUUUUCUGUAAAUGUUCUGUUCAAGUUUUUAAAGAAAUGCCAUGUUCUAACUUAAAACUGCAAAAAGUCUGGUAGACAUUUGUCUUAAUGGUUUUCGAGGCCAGCUCUCCAUGUUUGGGUUAUAACAAAAUUAUAAGGGCUCUUUGCACUACUGAAAAAACAUCUACUCAUGACAUGCACACACCCACUAUAGGUUGCCCUUCUGUAAACAUCUGUUCCUCCAGAAUCUAAAUUGGAGAGUAGUAUAGAUUGUACAGCACAGGCUGACUUUCUAAACCUGCUCCUUACCUUUAGGAGUAUGAGCCCCAAUUAAAAAAAAAAUAAAAUCUUGUAACUGGCAUUUCUCUAUUGUUUUAAAGUGAGAGAUUUGCAAUUAAAGCACAGUGAGCAUUUAUAUAGAAACCACAAUGUAGAAAGGUUGGUUAAGUACACUGCUCUUGUCUUCCAUAUAUGAUUACUUAAGUUUCAAGUGACCUCAUGCCAAAUGGAAAUGGGUUGAGAAAUCUUGGUUCAGUGCUUAGUGAACAAUAGCCUGCAUUAAAAAGUGCAUGCAUAAUUUUGCACAAUUUAGAUUCAAUUGACAGUCUAUUCAAAGAAGUCUCAGGAUUAAAUGAGCAUGGAGACCAAAUUGCCCUCUUACCCCAGAAAAGGGGUGGUCCCUUCUAGUCACACUAGCACUUCAUUGGCCCAACAGUGUGACAAAUCUUGCAGUGAACCCUGCAGUAGCCUGCAUCUGUAGGUUAAUAGCAGUCUUUUGUCUCCAUUGCUUUCUCUUCAUAGCCCUUUUACAGAAUUCCAUCACAGAAAGUUUUACAAUUAAAAAAAAAAUGUCCUGACAACCAUUUUUGUAAAUGGACCUUACCAUCUAAUCGUCCCUUAUUCAACGUGGGUGACAUUAACAAAAUGUGAACUUCUUGUGAGGGAGCCAGCUGUCUAAAUCUGUCAAAUUGUGCAGUUUUAUUACACAUUCUCCCGUUCAUAGUUUCACUGAAAACAAUAAGGAUACUGCUAUAUAUUCAGCAAAAUCUGAAAAAUCCAGUGUUUCUCUUACAUCCUUAAUCUUUCCAUUUCUUCCAAAAGAAAAGGUGUUAUAUUGCCAUGAGUUCUCCUAUUUAAAAAUAUCUAUAUUAAAUUGACCAAACCCAGAUUGUUUUAUACAGUCCUUUCCCAAGUGAAAGAGUUUCAAAUGACUUAGAAAAACAUAUGUACCCCAGGUGUCAUUGCUUGUUCUAUUGUGAGUCAUUAGAAUAAAAGACUAACAUCUUCUAAAAAGAAGAUAGCAAGAUCCAUGGAUAUUAAACCCAAGCAAAAAAAGUAAAGUCACUGGAGUCAUUUCUUUAUGUUCUUAGGAAAGCGGAAAAUAGCAAUGGCUAAUUGAUGGCUACAUAUUUUAAACGCAGUGUCAUUUCAAAAAAUCAUUUGAUCUUUUCUUUCAAGUAGAUUUUUUAAAUAUGUGACUGGAGAAUUAUCUUAAAUAAUUCAUGAUGAGAGGCAGGUAGUUAAAAAGUUUGAGCUAGGGAAAAGUUAUUGAUUCAUCACAGGAAUGGCAUCAUCUACUUGGUUCAUAAAGCACACAAUCAAAAUAGACGAAAAAUGUCCUUGGUAUGAAUGCAGAUGUGUGAGAUAAAGAUAAAAUAAAGAAAUAGAAAGAUGUAUAUUAUUCCUUUGUCCAUUCUAUAGGUUAAGCUUUGGGUGUCAAUUUAAUGUGAAAUGCUGUUAUGGUAGUUAUAAAGAGUUGGAAAAAAACUUUCUACCACUGCUUCUGCUAAACCCUUGUCCUGGUUAACAGAACUUUGUUUUCUUGCCGGUUACUUAAGGUAAUGCGAAGAAAACUGAAUUGGCACAUCAUUAAAGUGAAAAGAAGGGAAGAUAUAAGAAACUUGAGUGAUGAUAAAAAGUGCUUCCAUCCAUACCUUUUCUUCUUAGAAUUUUGUUUCAGUGUGGCUAUUGUGAAAUAUAUCUUUUAUUUUAUCACAAAGAAUACUCAGAAGUUUUCUCAGAUUAAUGGACCAUCUCACAAAGAGCAAAGAAACUUACACAUACAACAUAUUCAUACAACCUAAAUAGAAAACCAUUCUCCUUUUUAUUUACAUACUUCAGAGCAGGGACUUCUCUAUUUCUUUCUUUGAAAAUAAUUACAUAAUAAUAUACUAACAAUUUUUAAUGUAUUUCUAUUAGAUAUUGUUUUUAUCUCUGAAUCAUAAACUAUACAAUAAGGUUAGUGGGUAUAAGACAUGAAGUUGGAUGCUACAUUGGGAUCUU
Messenger RNA from Ceratotherium simum simum (southern white rhinoceros), 5286 nucleotides. It is a transcript of the gene HHIP, whose product is annotated as hedgehog interacting protein. Lineage: Eukaryota; Metazoa; Chordata; Mammalia; Perissodactyla; Rhinocerotidae. The record is from RefSeq and is a predicted model, not a curated record.